CCCUCACCAACAGCAGCACCAAUCACGGCGGUUAUGGAGCUGGGGGCAGUAAUAAGAGUAGUGCCUCCCCACCAGUAGGAACAGUGGUGCUUACCCAGCGGUUGGCAGUGGCGUAAGUACCACAGGUGCAGGGGAUGCCAGCAGCUAUGUGGCCCCGGCUAACUCCAUGGCCCGCAGCUCCCCUGCACCCAGUCACACAGAGAACAAGAGACAGGCUGAGGCUGCUCAGGCACACUGUCCACGGCAGUACUAGCAGAGAAGGGGAGAGCCGUAGGGAGGGGGCGUGGCCAUAUGCAAAGCAUUGCCUAUUCACUGGCCAGAUACUGUACCUGAUGCUCCUCUGUAAUAGCCGCCGAAGCCCCGCCCACCCGCGGCUCCUGGUGCCCCGCCCCCAUUUUGGCUAAAGUUCUCCCAUUCACUCUCCAGUAACUGUUGGGAACCCUGGGCACUGAAAUUAUGAGAAAAGGGCAGCUGCAGGGGCUGAGUGGCCUACAGGAGUACCAGAAAUACCAGGAAGAAAAAUGCAUGGACACAGGGCAGCUGUCACCAUCUGUGAGGUGAACUCUGCAUGCAUCCUACAGUGAGAGUACACUGCAUUCCUGCACCCAGAGACCAGCCACAGGGACCAGCGUGUUGAAGAGGGACCGUCCUACCAGCCAACCAAAGGAACCAUCCUGCCAGUCAGUCACAGGAACCAGCCUGUUGCAGAGGGACCAGACAACCGGUCGAUGUGGUCUAGCUGGGGUUGCAGCGCGGCAGCCGGGCUCCUGGGGGCGCUCUCAGCAUGCUUUGCUAAACUUGCACUUGGAGCAGAUUACUUGAGGGAUGUGUGUGAGAUUUCAGCCGGGGAGCAAACGGAGAUCUGUGACUGGAUCCACCUGCUCCUCCGCUUGUGCUCUGUGGGCCUUGUGUUUCUGUGCAAUGCUGCAAUGUGGACAUUCUUUGCAAAAGCAUUACGGUUCUCCUUAUCUUCAGCGACUGCAACCGUGACAACAACAGCUUCAAAUUUUGUGUCUUCAGCAUUACUUGGCAAAGUGCUGUUUGGAGAGUCUCGUGCCCUGCUCUGGUGGGUUGGAAUUUCAAUUACACUUUGUGGAUUGGUUUUACUCCACACAUCCUCACCACAAGCCGAAGAUACAACAAAAAAGAAAAGCUAGUCCACUGGGCAGUGCUUCAUUCCUUCAUGAACUUUACAAGGCAAUAUUUUUAAAAGUAAAAAAAAAAAAACUUCUACAGCUAGCCUUGAAUGAAAAGCAUUUUAUAUAAGCAAUUGUCUGCAGGUCGACAAUAAAUGAAUCCAUUGGUUAAAUAGGCUACUGUGGGACUGCUUAAUAACAAUUGCACUUUGGUUGGAGUCCCGACACCUGUAACCCACUGUUCUCUGAGAGGGUCAUUCUACAGCUCUCUGGUCUGAAAAUUUACAUGGCAGCUAUUAUCUGGUAACAUUUUUAUUUCUAGGGAGGAACCAUUACAAAAUUGUUUUGUUAGGGUUAUGAAUAAAUAAGGGUCCAAAUUGGAUACCCUAAUUAAA
This is a messenger RNA of Pseudophryne corroboree (corroboree frog), 1531 nucleotides long. It is a transcript of the gene TMEM42, whose product is annotated as transmembrane protein 42. Bases 729 to 1157 code for a protein of 142 amino acids. The transcript has 5 exons. The record is from RefSeq and is a predicted model, not a curated record. NCBI's taxonomy places the organism in Eukaryota, Metazoa, Chordata, Amphibia, Anura, Myobatrachidae.